This is a messenger RNA of Sinocyclocheilus grahami, 6402 nucleotides long. Its product is annotated as phospholipid-transporting ATPase ID-like. Gene Ontology annotation, biological process: phospholipid translocation; Golgi organization. The record is from RefSeq and is a predicted model, not a curated record. The coding region runs from base 453 to 4760 and encodes 1435 amino acids. The transcript is spliced from 31 exons. Gene Ontology annotation, molecular function: magnesium ion binding; ATP hydrolysis activity; ATPase-coupled intramembrane lipid carrier activity. NCBI's taxonomy places the organism in Eukaryota, Metazoa, Chordata, Actinopteri, Cypriniformes, Cyprinidae. Gene Ontology annotation, cellular component: trans-Golgi network; plasma membrane.
UCGAUAUUUUAGUUGAAUGUCAAUUAAUGUUUGCUUAUUUAUCAAUUUAAAGCCAUAUUCCUUUAUUAUACUUAAAUAUUCAGUCAAGAACAAACAUUUUACAUGAAUAGCUGGAACGCAGAAAGUUACUUCAGUUGAAAUGGAUGAGCAAAGACAGUGGUGUUGUGUAGUGUAAUAUAUACUCGCGCUGCGUAAAAACAUUUGAGAACUAGUUUAGUGAAAGUGUAAUCGAAUCACACCGAAUGACCUCAAGGACUCUGCGGCAAAUCAAAACUGAGAGGGAGUGAAGUGUAUUUUACCGCCGCGUCUGUAAUCUGAUGUCUUCCACGCACCGCUCCGUCAUCCGCCGCCGGUCUGCAGCUGCCGCGCGCGCGUUUCUCUGUCGCUCCGCUGGUGUGAUGUCCGACUGCUGUGUGCGCAGAGCUGUGUAAACGAAACGACGGUGGGACAACAUGACUAUCCCGAAAGACAUCCCAGAGAAGUGGUUUCCAAUCAUCCUCCCUCUAAAAAGGAAGAAAGAGGGAUUAAGCAACGCAACAAAAAUAAGCAAAGGAGCAGAGGAGGAAAGGAGAGUCCGAGCCAACGAUAGAGAGUACAAUGAGAAGUUCCAGUAUGCUAGCAACUGUAUCAUGACCUCAAAGUACAACAUCAUUACCUUCCUUCCAGUCAACCUGUUUGAGCAGUUCCAGGAAGUUGCCAAUACCUACUUCCUGUUUCUCCUCAUACUGCAGUUGAUUCCACAGAUUUCCUCAUUAUCCUGGUUCACCACCAUUGUGCCUUUAGUGCUGGUGCUGAGCAUCACUGCAGUUAAAGAUGCCACCGAUGACUAUUUUCGUCACAAGAGUGACAACCAGGUGAAUAACCGUCAGUCUCAGGUCCUCAUCGGUGGCAUUCUUCAGAAGGAGAAAUGGAUGAAUGUCAGAGUGGGAGACAUCAUCAAACUGGAGAACAACCAGUUUGUGGCAGCUGACCUGCUCCUGUUGUCCAGCAGUGAACCACAUGGCCUCUGUUACAUUGAAACUGCAGAACUGGAUGGCGAGACGAACAUGAAGGUGCGUCAGUCUCUGUCUGUUACCUCAGAGCUGGGAGAUCCUAAUAACCUGGCCCGGUUUGAUGGAGAAGUGGUGUGUGAGCCUCCCAACAACAAGCUUGACCGUUUCUGCGGGACUCUGUAUUGGAAAGACUGCAAAUACCCCCUCAGCAACCAGAACAUGCUGCUUCGCGGCUGCGUCCUGCGCAACACAGAGACCUGCUAUGGCCUUGUUAUUUUCGCAGGUCCUGACACCAAACUGAUGCAGAAUAGUGGACGGACUAAGUUCAAGCGCACCAGUAUAGACAGACUGAUGAAUACACUGGUGCUGUGGAUUUUUGGGUUCCUGGUGUGUAUGGGAGUGAUCUUGGCCAUAGGAAAUGCAGUUUGGGAAAAAGAAGUGGGUGCUCUGUUCCAGAGCUUUCUUCCUUGGGACCCUCCAGUGGACAACUUCCUGUUCUCAGCCUUCCUGUCCUUCUGGUCCUAUGUCAUCAUCCUCAACACAGUCGUGCCCAUCUCCCUCUAUGUCAGUGUGGAGGUGAUUCGUCUGGGUCACAGUUAUUUCAUUAACUGGGACCGGCGGAUGUUCUGCAGCCGUAGUAACACAGCAGCAGAGGCCCGGACCACCACACUAAAUGAAGAGCUGGGACAGGUGGAGUACAUCUUCAGUGACAAGACAGGAACCCUCACCCAGAACAUCAUGAUCUUCAACAAGUGCUCCAUCAACAGUCACGCAUAUGGUGAGGAUCUUCAGAAGGAGAAAUGGAUGAAUGUCAGAGUGGGAGACAUCAUCAAACUGGAGAACAACCAGUUUGUGGCAGCUGACCUGCUCCUGUUGUCCAGCAGUGAACCACAUGGCCUCUGUUACAUUGAAACUGCAGAACUGGAUGGCGAGACGAACAUGAAGGUGCGUCAGUCUCUGUCUGUUACCUCAGAGCUGGGAGAUCCUAAUAACCUGGCCCGGUUUGAUGGAGAAGUGGUGUGUGAGCCUCCCAACAACAAGCUUGACCGUUUCUGCGGGACUCUGUAUUGGAAAGACUGCAAAUACCCCCUCAGCAACCAGAACAUGCUGCUUCGCGGCUGCGUCCUGCGCAACACAGAGACCUGCUAUGGCCUUGUUAUUUUCGCAGGUCCUGACACCAAACUGAUGCAGAAUAGUGGACGGACUAAGUUCAAGCGCACCAGUAUAGACAGACUGAUGAAUACACUGGUGCUGUGGAUUUUUGGGUUCCUGGUGUGUAUGGGAGUGAUCUUGGCCAUAGGAAAUGCAGUUUGGGAAAAAGAAGUGGGUGCUCUGUUCCAGAGCUUUCUUCCUUGGGACCCUCCAGUGGACAACUUCCUGUUCUCAGCCUUCCUGUCCUUCUGGUCCUAUGUCAUCAUCCUCAACACAGUCGUGCCCAUCUCCCUCUAUGUCAGUGUGGAGGUGAUUCGUCUGGGUCACAGUUAUUUCAUUAACUGGGACCGGCGGAUGUUCUGCAGCCGUAGUAACACAGCAGCAGAGGCCCGGACCACCACACUAAAUGAAGAGCUGGGACAGGUGGAGUACAUCUUCAGUGACAAGACAGGAACCCUCACCCAGAACAUCAUGAUCUUCAACAAGUGCUCCAUCAACAGUCACGCAUAUGGUGAGGUGAUGAACAUUCUGGGAGCUCAGCAGAAGAGGGUCCAGCCCCUGGACUUCAGUGCGUGGAACCCCUUAGCAGACCGGGACUUCUGUUUCUACGACCAGUCUCUGCUAGAGGCAGUGAUGGUGGGAGAACCAGCGGUGCAUGAAUUCUUCCGGGUCUUGUCUCUCUGCCACACGGUCAUGAGCGAGGAGAAGAGCGAGGGAGAGCUGCUGUAUAAGGCUCAGUCUCCAGAUGAGGGGGCGUUAGUAACAGCUGCACGCAACUUUGGCUUUGUGUUCCGCUCUCGCACACCUUGCACAGUCACCACCCAAGAGCUCGGCAAAGCUGUCACAUACACGCUCCUCGCCAUCCUGGACUUCAAUAACAUCCGCAAAAGAAUGUCUGUCAUAGUGAGGAAUCCAGAGGGCCGUAUUCGUCUCUACUGUAAGGGCGCAGACACUGUGCUUUUCGAGAGGCUUCACUCUUGCAGCCAUGAACUAAUGAAUAUCACUUCAGACCAUCUCAACGCUCAUGCUUUGGAAGCGGAUAUGGAGCGUGAGUUUUUGGAGACGGCGUGUGCUUGUCGAGCAGUGAUCUGCUGCAGAGUGACUCCUCUUCAGAAAGCUCUGGUGGUGGAGCUGGUUAAACAGCAUAAGAAAGCCGUCACACUCGCCAUCGGAGAUGGAGCCAAUGACGUCAGCAUGAUAAAGACGGCUCACAUUGGUGUGGGCAUCAGCGGUCAGGAGGGGAUCCAGGCUGUGCUGGCAUCAGAUUACUCUUUUUCCCAGUUUCGCUUCUUGCAGCGUCUUUUACUGGUGCACGGACGCUGGUCCUAUCUGCGCAUGUGCCGUUUUCUCUGUUACUUCUUCUACAAGAACUUUGCCUUCACUAUGGUGCACUUCUGGUUCGGGUUCUUCUGUGGAUUCUCAGCGCAGACUGUCUAUGACCAGUACUUCAUCACUCUUUACAAUAUCGUAUACACAUCCCUCCCUGUGUUGGCCAUGGGCAUCUUCGAUCAAGAUGUUCCUGAACAGAGGAGUCUGGAGUAUCCAAAGCUGUAUGAGCCAGGUCAGCUGAACUUGCUGUUUAACAAGCGAGAGUUCUUCAUCUGCAUCGCACAGGGAAUCUACACGUCUGUGGUUCUCUUCUUCAUUCCCUACGGCGUUCUCUCUUACGCCACGCAGAGCAAUGGAGUCCCGCUGGCAGACUAUCAAACUUUUGCAGUUACAACAGCAACGGCCCUUGUCAUCGUUGUCAGUGUCCAAAUUGCUCUGGACACGGGUUAUUGGACGGCUAUAAAUCACUUCUUUAUAUGGGGCUCUUUGGGUACCUACUUCACUAUCCUCUUUGCUAUGCACUCCAGCAUUCUGUUCAAUAUCUUCCCCAAGCAGUUCCAUUUCCUUGGAAGUGCUUAUAACACACUUGGGCAGCCAGUGGUGUGGUUAACUAUUGCUCUGGCUACCGUCAUCUGCAUUGCUCCAGUCCUUGCUUUCCGCUUUCUCAAGCUGGACCUUAAACCUCAGCUCUCAGAUACUGUGCGCUACACUCAACUUGUGCUGCAGAAAAAGCGGAAGCCUGGUGGGCGUGCUGGUCGUGGAGUGGGCGGCGCUGGUGUAGCCAGUGGCAGUACUCUUGGUCGCUUGGGGCGAGGUGGAUCUCGACGCUCCGGUUAUGCGUUUGCGCAUCAGGAGGGCUUCGGCGAGCUGAUCACAUCGGGAAAAAAUAUGCGCCUGAGCUCGCUGGCUCUCGCCACAUUCGCCUCUCGCCACAGCGGCAGUUGGAUCGAUACCCUUCGCAGGAAAAAACACGCAAACAGCACUGGUGCGCAAAACACCCCACCCACUGCAGAAGACAGCGCCGCCUCCUCUCAAGCUCCACCUCUUUCCACGUCUUUCUCAGCAGCAGGCGAGGCAGAGCAACCAUGUAAUGAACCCGGCCUCCCUCACAGCCCUGAUGAUAUCGCUCUCAGUGUUAUUAGGUGUCCAGAAAGAGACGUCGGAGAAUGUAGUACAGCAACUUUGCAGGAAGCACCGUUUGUGUGGAAGGGAAUCGGAGCUCGUAUCAGUGGUACCAGCAGUCCUGGUCCACCUCCCAUUGCAGAAGAAACUAACAGUGGUGAGUGAUGGAUAGAUGGACCAACUGGAAUCCUUCAUGUGAACACCCACACCUUCUGACGUGUGCUCAUGUUUCUGUCUGAGGACAUGGGCAGUGAAGACAGCGUCCCAGACAGUUUGGGAGUAAACACAUGCUUGAAUUAAAACACUUGGAAAUGGAUGCAGAUUCAAACUGUGCAUACAGACAGCAAAAGACCAUACAUUUCCUCUAUUGUGCUCAUUCUCAGAUUUCCUGUCGGUGAGAAGGACAAAUCUGCUGUUAUUUGAGCUGUUUAUGACUGAGUUUUCCAUUCUAGCCAAGUUAUCAGACAACAAACCACUAAAAAACAUGGCCAAGGCUGAUAUUACAACACACCUGACUAUCCAAAUAGCUGAUGUUAAUUUUUCUCAUAUGCUAAAUUACAGUCUACGUUAAAUUAGAUUCAUUCAUUUUUAAUCUGGAGACAAAAAAAUCAAAAAUGUAUACAUUAAAGCAUUUCUGUCUCAUAGUUUACUAUAAAUAAAUCAAUGCAUAACACAAUAUAUUAAUACACUGCACAUGUAACAGUUGUACAGAUAUUAACGAUAACUAAAUGACCUGAAGUAUCAGCCUCAGCUAUAUCAGGUUUUAUGUUUUUGUAUUCAAAUUGGGUAGUUCUGGAUCUUAUCUUGGUCAUUUGAAUCUCAGUCAAGGAUUGUCUGUAUCUCUAUAUAGUAAGAGCAGUUUAUCUUUUCUGUUUUUUAAUCUCUUAAUGACUUUCUUGUGGUCUCAUACUGUUUUGACCAUUUUGUCAGCAUAUUGUUUUGCUGAGUCAAAUACUUCAGCUUUUUGUCUGUUUGUUGCUCAGAGGUUAAUAAUGCUACUUGAGUUCAAGCAAGUGAACUUUCUUAUGUACUGUAGAGAAGGCUAGAGAUUUUCAGUUUUUUCCCCACUGCUGAAAAUAGCAUUAAGAUGUAUGUGGUUCUGUGAUAAAACACUAUAGUUCUCAGUGAGAACAUGAUUCUGCUGGAUGAACCCGUUCUUCCUCAUCCAUUUCUUUGCACCAUAUUGGUGCACUAACCCUGACUGCUUGACAUAAAGUCCAAUUCAACCUCAAACUCUGCUUUACUGGACCCUUGAGGGUUUAGGCAUUUGCACUGAUCCAGUGGACUGUAAUAAAUGUGUUUGACGGUUUUUUUUUGGGGGGGGGGGGGUUAAGUUGGAUUAAAAUGAUUAACAUCAGAGUUACCAAAUGGAUUCCACCUUGACAUCAUGAUCUAAAUGUGGCCUUCACCAGUGUUUGGAUUUAGGUAAAUGGGCUUAUAAGAAUGUAAACACAGUAAUGUGUGUGUUAUUGUGAAUGGGUGAGACAGACCAAGAAAGUUGAUAAAGAUGUGUGAGAAGUUACUGUGCACCAUACUUGUCCUGUUUCCUGUGUAAGUUAGGCCUAGCUCUCAUACUGUUAAAUAGGUAACAAUUAUAUGCCUUAAAAGCUAACUUUGUGAGUGUGUUUUUUAAAAAUGUGUAUCUAUUUCCCUCCACACAUAAAAGCAUUUACAUAUAUUGCAGUAAGAGGUUAAAGGUCAUUUUAUGGAUAGUCUGUUUCAGUGUCUGUUAGCCAAAUCCACAUGAUCUGUGAACAUCAUGACCCUGCUGUUGUAAAUGGGCCUAGUGCAAAAUAAAAAAAAUUGA